Messenger RNA from Pseudoliparis swirei, 744 nucleotides. It is a transcript of the gene nmu, whose product is annotated as neuromedin U. The record is from RefSeq and is a predicted model, not a curated record. Lineage: Eukaryota; Metazoa; Chordata; Actinopteri; Perciformes; Liparidae. The transcript is spliced from 8 exons. Gene Ontology annotation, biological process: regulation of smooth muscle contraction. Gene Ontology annotation, molecular function: neuromedin U receptor binding. The coding region runs from base 120 to 524 and encodes 134 amino acids.
CAACAACAACAACAAAACAAGCAGACAGAAAGAAACCAUCUCGAGAUAAAGAGAAAGCGAGAGAGAGAGGUAGAGAGAGGUAAACAGAUAGGUAGAGGUAGAGAGAGAGAGAGGGGGAGAUGAGGACUUUCCAGACCCAGAGCCAGGCGGCGCGGCGCGGAGCCUCCCGCGGCAGCGUGAGCCCCCUCAGCGCCACCGGCGCCGCCCUCACGGCGCUGCUGCUCCUCGCCGUGCCCCGCUGCAGCAGUGCUCCGGCAAAACUUCCUCGCGCCCCAACAGACCCUCAGCAGCUGCUCAGCCGGAUAGACGCCGUGUGCUCCUCCUACUUCUUUGCAGACCUCAAGUUCUGGGCCUCUGAUGUUUUAGGGGCCCUCUGUGUCUCCAUGCUGGUUCAGAAGUCAAAGGAGCUGAAAGGGCAGGAAAACAGUAAACGGGCGGACCUCCAGGGACCCGGAGGGAUCCAGAGCAGAGGGUACUUCCUCUACCGGCCAAGAAAUGGAAGACGGUCCCUAGAAUAUGAGUAGAUCCAAGAGUCUCUACACCCCCCCCCCCCCCCAGACCCCGACACCGAAGACCCGAGACCCGAGCCGCUGCACCAGGAUCCAGCGAGCCGCUGCUGUAGUGACGUCUGAAUACACAAAUAAUAAUAAUACCUAAACACUUAUUCCUCUGUCCAGGAUUUAUUGUGUCACGUGACAUGCGUGUGCGUGUGUGUUUCAUUUGCAUUAAAACUGCUACAAUGUG